Molecule: messenger RNA, 1704 nt
Organism: Lingula anatina
Lineage: Eukaryota; Metazoa; Brachiopoda; Lingulata; Lingulida; Lingulidae
Biological process (GO): protein polyubiquitination; proteasome-mediated ubiquitin-dependent protein catabolic process
Molecular function (GO): ubiquitin protein ligase activity; protein binding
Source: RefSeq, a predicted model, not a curated record
AUGUAUAAUUACAUCUUGCUAAAACAUCAGCCCAGCCCUAGUAGUUCCAAGGAGGCUUUGUCCUAUUUAAAAACAGAGGAGAGUAUGGAGCUCCCGCCUGAUGUCUUAACGCAUUUGACAGAAAGCUCAUACGACAUUGAAAAUCCACCAGCUCGUCUAGCAGUCUGGGAUUUUGGAGGGCAAAGUGUGUAUUACAACACCCACCACACAUUCCUUUCUUCCAGAGCUAUUUACAUUCUUGCCAUUGAUAUGAGCCUUGCUUUAACAGACAGGCUUGACGACCAAUGGCAUGGUGCUGAACACUUCUCAGGAACUAUUCUUGACUUUACUCAUUAUUGGAUAGACGCAAUCCAUACUUAUGCGCAACAGCAAAACAUGAGUGAAGAUGGGGUUAUGUUCCCCCGAAUAAUCAUCGCUUGCACGCAUAAAGACAAAUACCUGGAAAAUGUUCCCAAAGAAAAGCAUGAAGAAGAAAUAAAUGCAUACUUUGAUAAAUUGCGGCAGUAUAUACAACAGAAGAGAAGUGGCGUGCAUGUUGAUCCUCGUUUCUUUGCAAUUGACAACACGUGUCAAGAUGAAGAUCAAGAAAUAUCUGAUCUCCGUCGAUAUGUUAUGAAAAUUGCUGAAAGCCAAAAAUCUUGGGGAGAGAAGAAUCCAAUUAGAUGGAUUAGAUUAGAAGAAGAUCUUCAGCUGCGACGAGCACCCGAGAAACGAGGAAAAAGGUGGAUAAGGUAUGAGGAACUGCAAAAUUUAGCUCUUAAAGUUGGAAUGCAGGAUGCCAUUGAGCUGAAGUCAUUCCUCCAGUUCCAUCAUGACAUUGGAGAUCUUAUGCACUUUCAGACUGAUGAUCUCUCAGACACUGUCAUUUUGAAUCCAUCAUGGCUGAUAGAUGCAUUCAGGUCUAUUAUAGCAGUUGAUAAACACCAUGUCAAAGCCAAAGGGACUCCAUAUUGGUCUGCAUUAAAGAGGGGCAUCUUAGAUGAAAGACUUUUGGAUGAGCUAUGGGGAGAUGACAUUGAGUUGAAGCCCAUAUUAAUCGGUGUCAUGGUACAAUUUAACAUUCUUUUGCAACAGGACAUCAAGCCAGGUACAACAGAAAAGCCUAUUUCUCGACAGUUCUAUGUGCCCAGCUUACUUCAGAUAUGCAAGAAUCCAGAAUGUGGGGUUGGCAGUGAAGGAACACUGUUUAUACAAGGGAAAGAGAACUUUAUGCCACAUGUGCUUUUCAACCGUCUUACAGUGAAGUUAGUCCAAAAUGACACUUCUACAGGUAGGAAAGGUUUAAGAAGAAGAGGUGACUUUUUCCUCAUUAAAAAUGAGUUGUACUACGAUUAUGCUGUAUAUGCAAUUGAUCCACGCAGAGGAGCGCGUUGUGCUUUGAGAAAGUCAACAAAAUCCUCUUGCAUUGAACUGAUUCCCUUAUAUCCCUCAACAACAAAGUUUGACAGAACAAUCCGAGGGGCAUAUGCUAAGUGGAAGAACCAUGUUUCGAUGCAAAUUCAGCAAGUUAAGCAGACCGUCUGCCCACAUUUGCAGCUCAAAUGGUGUGUCAGAGACCCGAGAAAGCCAAAGAUCAGAGAGGAGUUGAUGGCAAUAGAUCCAAAGGUGACUGAUCACACAGCAUGUGGGCUACCUGAGGAUUCAGUGUACAGACUAUGGUUUAUGCCAGACUCAAAUGAGAAGGUAAGUCAUGUAAAUAUAUAA